Molecule: messenger RNA, 1566 nt
Organism: Nestor notabilis (Kea)
Lineage: Eukaryota; Metazoa; Chordata; Aves; Psittaciformes; Psittacidae
Gene: NCF2
Product: neutrophil cytosolic factor 2
Exons: 16
Coding region: 1-1566 (521 amino acids)
Biological process (GO): respiratory burst; phagocytosis; superoxide anion generation
Cellular component (GO): NADPH oxidase complex
Molecular function (GO): superoxide-generating NADPH oxidase activator activity; protein binding
Source: RefSeq, a predicted model, not a curated record
AUGUCCCUGGUGGAAACAAUCCGGCUGUGGCAAGAAGGGGUGUGUGCAGCGGACAGGAAGGAGUGGAGGGCAGCCCUGGGUGCCUUCACAGCUGUCCAGAACCCCCCUGCCAAAAUCUGCUUUAACAUCGGCUGCACAGAGCCCAGCUCAGGCCACUUGGCUAAAGCAGGACAGGCAUUCACCCGGAGCAUUGGCUGUGACAAACACCUGGCAGUGGCUUAUUUCCAGCGGGGGACAGUGUUUUACCGGAGGCAGAACCAUGAAAAGGCCAUCGAGGAUUUCAAAGAGGCGCUGGCCCAGCUGCGAGGCAACCAGCUCAUUGACUACAAGAUCCUGGGGUUGCGGUACAGGCUCUUUGCUUGUGAGAUACUCUACAACAUUGCACUGGUGUAUGCCACAACGGAGGACUGGAAGAAAGCUGAGGAGCACCUGACUCGGGCCAUGACCAUGAAGAGUGAGCUCCAGCAUAACAAGAUCGACAGGGCAAUGGAAGCCAUCCUGAAGCAGAAGAUCUGUGAGCUGGUGGCCAUGCCUGCAGGGAAGCUGUUUAGACCAAAUGAAAAGCAAGUGGCCCAAUUGGAGAAGAAAGACUACCUGGGAAAGGCUAUGGUGGUGGCAUCUGUGGUGGACAAAGAUGAUUUUUCAGGAUUUGCUCCACUCCAACCACAGGCCUCUGGUCCUCCACCCAGGCCCAAGACCCCAGAAAUCCUCAGGGCCCUCGAAGGGCAGCCACACCGCAUCCUAUAUGAGUUCAUCCCUGAGACUGCCGAGGAGCUUCAGGUCCUGCCAGGAAACAUUGUCUUUGUCCUGAAGAAAGAGAAGGACAACUGGGCUACGGUGAUGUUCAAUGGAAAGAAAGGGAUUGUUCCCUGCAACUACCUCGAACCUGUGGAGCUCCAGAACAAGCUGCAUACCCAGGAACAAACUCCUCUUGAAACAGAGAUCCCCGAAUCACCCAGCUCCGCUGCUCCAGAGAAACCGCGGCGGCUGGCACCAGACAGUGCUCCUGUUACUGUGAUACAGACGAGAGAUGCAGCAAAGGAGACAGAAGCGGCCAUCUCCAGCCCUCACAUCCUCAAAGUGCAUUACAAGUACACGGUUGCUCUGCAAGUUGAGCCAGGCCUCUCCUACGUGGAGCUCCUGGACCUGGUUUGCAAGAAACUGGAGCUCCAGCCUGAGCACACACAGCUGAGGUACAAGCCUGUGGAGACCCAAGUGCUGGUGACUCUAAGCACAGAGAACCUGGAGGCAGCUUGGAGCCAGAGCAAGGACAACUGUCUGACAGUCUGGUGUGACAUCACGGAGGGAGAGGGUUUUUUACCAGACAGCAAACCAGAGGAGCUGCUGCAGGAGGCAACACCGGAGGAGACGGGACCAACCCAAGUUGUAGCGCAGUACAAUUACGAAGCCACCCAACCUGAAGACCUGGAGUUUCAGGCAGGAGAUAUGAUACUUGUCUUAUCCAAAGUGAAUGAAGACUGGUUAGAAGGCCAGUGCAACGGAAAGAUAGGCAUCUUUCCAUCCGCUUUCGUUCAAAAGUCUAACACUAAAGACCUGGAGAUGUGA